AUGAGGUUCAUUCACUAUGUUUCAAUUGUUCAUAUCGACAAACUUCCUCAGAGUAGAGAGAGAGAGAGUCUAUCUUGCUAUCCAACUCUUAGCCAGAGGAGAGAGAGAGAGAGUCUAUCUUGCUAUCCAACUCUUAGCCAGAGUGGAGAGAGAGAGAGAGUCUAUCUUGCUAUCCAACUCUUAGCCAGAGUAGAGAGAGAGAGAGUCUAUCUUGCUAUCCAACUCUUAGCCAGAGUGGAGAGAGAGAGAGUCUAUCUUGCUAUCCAACUCUUAGCCAGAGUGGAGAGAGAGAGAGAGAGUCUAUCUUGCUAUCCAACUCUUAGCCAGAAGGGGAGAGAGAGAGAGAGUCUAUCUUGCUAUCCAACUCUUAGCCAGCUAGGGAGAGAGAGAGAGAGUCUAUCUUCUAUCCAACUCUUAGCCAGAAGCAGAGAGAGAGAGUCUAUCUUGCUAUCCAACUUAGCCAGAGUGGAGAGAGAGAGAGUCUAUCUUCAUAUCCAACUCUUAGCCAGAGAGAGAGAGAGAGAGUCUAUCUUGCUAUCAACUCUUAGCCAGGAGUGGGAGAGAGAGAGAGUCUAUCUUGCUAUCCAACUCUUAGCCAGUCUAUCUUGCUAUCCAACUCUUAGCCAGAGUGGAGAGAGAGAGAGAGUCUAUCUUGCUAUCCAACUCUUAGCCAGAGGAGAGAGAGAGAGUCUAUCUUGCUAUCCAACUCUUAGCCAGAAGUGGAGAGAGAGAGAGAGUCUAUCUUGCUAUCCAACUCUUAGCCAGAGUGGAGAGAGAGAGAGAGUCUAUCUUGCUAUCCAACUCUUAGCCAGACCAGAGUGGAGAGAGAGAGAGAGUCUAUCUUGCUAUCCAACUCUUAGCCAGAGUGGAGAGAGAGAGAGAGCCAGUCUAUCUUGCUAUCCAACUCUUAGCCAGAGAGAGAGAGAGAGUCUAUCUUGCUAUCCAACUCUUAGUAGAGAGAGAGAGAGUCUGUCUUGCUAUCAACUCUUAGCCAGAGUAGAGAGAGAGAGUCUAUCUUGCUAUCCAACUCUUAGCCAGAGUGGAGAGAGAGAGAGUCUAUCUUGCUAUCCAACUCUUAGCCAGAGUAGGAGAGAGAGAGAGAGUCUAUCUUCAUAUCCAACUCUUAGGGGGAGAGGGAGAGAGAGUCUAUCUUGCUAUCCAACUCUUAGAGUGGAGAGAGAGAGAGUCUAUCUUGCUAUCCAACUCUUAGCCAGAGUGGAGAGAGAGAGAGUCUAUUGCUAUCAACUCUUAGCCAGAGUGGAGAGAGAGAGUGGUCUAUCUUGCUAUCCAACUCUUAGAGAGAGAGAGAGUCUAUCUUGCUAUCCAACUCUUAGCCAGAAGUGGAGAGAGAGAGAGAGUCUAUCUUGCUAUCCAACUCUUAGCCAGAGUGGAGAGAGAGAGAGUCUAUCUUGCUAUCCAACUCUUAGCCAGAGUGGAGAGAGAGAGAGUCUAUCUUAUCCUAUCAACAGCUUAGUGGAGAGAGAGAGAGUCUAUCUUGCUAUCCAACUCUUAGCCAGAAGUGGAGAGAGAGAGAGUCUAUCUUGCUAUCCAACUCUUAGCCAGUGGAGAGAGAGAGAGAGAGUCUAUCUUGCUAUCCAACUCUUAGCCAGAGUAGAGAGAGAGAGAGUCUAUCUUGCUAUCCAACUCUUAGCCAGAGUAGAGAGAGAGAGAGUCUAUCUUGCUAUCCAACUCUUAGCCAGAGUAGAGAGAGAGAGUCUAUCUUGCUAUCCAACUCUUAGCCAGAGUGAGAGAGAGAGAGUCUAUCUUGCUAUCCAACUCUUUAGCCCAGAGUGGAGAGAGAGAGAGUCUAUCUUGCUAUCCAACUCUAGCCAGAGAGAGAGAGAGAGUCUAUCUUGCUAUCCAACCUUAGCCAAGUGGAGAGAGAGAGAGUCUAUCUUAUAUCCAACUCUUAGCCAGGAGGAGAGAGAGAGAGUCUAUCUUGCUAUCCAACUCUUAGCCUCUUGCUAUCCAACUCUUAGCCAGAGCAGAGAGAGAGAGAGAGUCUAUCUUGCUAUCCAACUCUUAGCCAGAGGAGAGAGAGAGAGUCUAUCUUGCUAUCCAACCUUAGCCAGAGGAGAGAGAGAGAGAGUCUAUCCAUAUCCAACCUUUAGCCAGAGGGGAGAGAGAGAGAGUCUAUCCAACUCUAGCCAGACCAGAGUGGAGAGAGAGAGAGUCUAUCUUGCUAUCCAACUAGCCAGAGUGGAGAGAGAGAGUCUAUCUUGCUAUCCAACUCUUAGCCAGAAGUGGAGAGAGAGAGAGAGUCUAUCUUGCUAUCCAAUCCAAGUCUAUCUUAUCCAACCUUGUGGAGAGAGAGAGAGAGUCUAUCUUGCUAUCCAACUUAGCCAGAGUGGAGAGAGAGAGAGAGUCUAUCUUGCUAUCUUAGCCAGAGUAGAGAGAGAGAGUCUAUCUUGCUAUCCAACUCUUAGCCAGAGUGGAGAGAGAGAGAGUCUAUCUUGCUAUCCAACUCUUAGCCAGAGUGGAGAGAGAGAGAGUCUAUCUUGCUAUCCAACCUUAGCCAGACCAGAGUGGAGAGAGAGAGAGUCUAUCUUGCUAUCCAACUCUUUAGCCAGAGCAGAGAGAGAGAGAGUCUAUCUUGCUAUCCAACUCCUUAGCCAGAGUGGAGAGAGAGAGUCUUAUCUUGCCAUCCAACCUUUAGCCAGACCAGAGGGGAGAGAGAGAGAGAGUCUAUCUGCUAUCCAACUCUUGUCUAUCUUGCUAUCCAACUUAGCCAGAGAGAGAGAGAGUCUAUCUUGCUAUCCAACUCUUAGCCAGAGUGGAGAGAGAGAGAGUCUAUCUUUGCUAUCCAACUCUUUAGCCAGAGUGGAGAGAGAGAGAAUCUUGCUAUCCAACUCUAGCCAGAGAGAGAGAGAGAGAGAGUCUAUCUUGCUAUCCAACUCUUUAGCCAGAGUGGAGAGAGAGAGAGAGUCUAUCUUGCUAUCCAACUCUUUAGCCAGAAGUGAGGAGAGAGAGAGAGUCUAUCUUGCUAUCCAACUCUUAGCCAGUCUAUCUUGCUAUCCAACUCUUAGGGGAGGAGAGAGAGUCUAUCUUGCUAUCCAACUCUUAGCCAGAGUGGAGAGAGAGAGAGAUCUUCUAUCUGUUAUCUUCCUUAGCCAGAGUGGAGAGAGAGAGAGAGUCUAUCUUCUUCCAACCAGAGUGGAGAGAGAGAGAGAGUCUAUCUUAGUGGAGAGAGAGAGAGAGUCUAUCUAUCUUAGCCAGAGUGGGAGGAGAGAGAGAGUCUAUCUUGCUAUCCAACUCUUAGCCAGAGGGGAGAGAGAGAGAGUCUAUCUUGCUAUCCAACUCUUAGCCAGAGAUCUGCUAUCCAACUCAGGAGAGAGAGAGAGAGUCUAUCUUAUCCAACUCUUAGCCAGAGUGGAGAGAGAGAGAGAGUCUAUGCUAUCCAACCUUAGCCAGAGUGGAGAGAGAGAGAGUCUAUCUUGCUAUCCAACUCUUUAG
Messenger RNA from Acanthosepion pharaonis, 3453 nucleotides. NCBI's taxonomy places the organism in Eukaryota, Metazoa, Mollusca, Cephalopoda, Sepiida, Sepiidae. The record is from the annotation of a GenBank genome assembly.